GAGGCAUCCUCCCCAAUGGCCCGGUUCACACGCGUGAGAUGCUGCUAUAAAAGCCAGUGCAGCUACAGAUCAGAGACGUGAAUCACAGAGAAGACAACAUGUUCUUGCUCAUUAGCUGUUUUGCUCUUGUGGCUUCUGCACUGGGGUGUGGAGUGCCUGCCAUCAAACCCCAAGUGAGUGGCUACAACAAGAUUGUGAAUGGGCAGAAUGCUGUGUCUGGAUCCUGGCCCUGGCAGGUUUCACUUCAGGAUGCCACCGGAUUCCACUUCUGUGGAGGCUCCCUGAUCAACCAGUACUGGGUUGUCACCGCUGCUCACUGCCGUGUGUCUCCUAGAAGCCACCGUGUUAUCCUGGGAGAGCACGAUCGUCAGUCCAGCGCUGAGCAGGUUCAGGUCAAGAACAUUGCCCAGGCCAUCACGCACCCCUACUACAACGCCCAGACCUUCAACAACGACAUCACCCUCCUGAAGCUGUCCUCCCCAGUACAGAUGACGACCCGCGUGUCCCCUGUGUGCCUGGCAUCCUCCAGCACCAACCUCCCUGCUGGAACCAAAUGCGUCACCACUGGGUGGGGCAGGACUGGCCAAACCUCCACACCCCGUUACCUCCAGCAGACGGCUCUGCCCCUGCUCAGCCCUGCUCAGUGCAGGCAGUACUGGGGUCAGAACAAAAUUACCGACGCCAUGAUCUGCGCUGGCGCUUCUGGAGUGUCAUCCUGUCAGGGUGACUCCGGCGGCCCUCUGGUCUGUGAGAGCGGAGGAGUGUGGUCCCUUGUGGGUAUUGUGUCCUGGGGUACGUCUAACUGCAACGUGUACACCCCUGCCGUCUACUCCCGCGUGUCCUACCUGCGCAACUGGAUCGAGCAGACAGUUGGUCCCAUCUAAAGUGGAAACCCUGAGAGGCUGCAGAGACGUGUGGCUGUAUGGAGGCUGCCUACUGUAUGUGUGGUGCAUUAAGAACAACUCUAUAAUUAAUUAAACGUAACUGUUGGAAAACA
This is a messenger RNA of Betta splendens (Siamese fighting fish), 997 nucleotides long. Its product is annotated as chymotrypsin-like protease CTRL-1. The transcript is spliced from 7 exons. Lineage: Eukaryota; Metazoa; Chordata; Actinopteri; Anabantiformes; Osphronemidae. The record is from RefSeq and is a predicted model, not a curated record. Bases 99 to 884 code for a protein of 261 amino acids. Gene Ontology annotation, molecular function: serine-type endopeptidase activity. Gene Ontology annotation, biological process: proteolysis.